AUGAAGUCCACUCGCAAGACACCCAGGACUUCAAAAACCACCCAUUUGGUUAACAGAGACAGACUCAGCAACUUGCCGAAAGAUAUUCUUCACUACAUCCUCUCCUUCCUUGAAACCAGGGAAGUUAUACGACUAAGCGAAUUGUCAAGAAGAUGGAGACGCGUUUGGGCUUCAAUGCCUUACUUAAAUUUCGAACAAUCCUCAUUUGAUUCAGCAGAAAGUUUCUGUGACUUCUUAUGGUUGGUACUACUUUUCCGGGAUGUGUCCGAUAUUAAACGUUUCCGUCUAUCAUGUGAAGGAUAUCGUGAAGAUGGAAUUCCUGUACAUGUGCUUAAAACACUUCUCUUGGUGGUCAAGAAUCGUGGGGUCGUUGUGCUUGAUCUUGAUAUCGCUACUUUUCAAUAUCAAUAUGACAAUAACUUUCAAUUGCUGAGUUGUUUUGCUGAUUGUAGGUCGUUACCUGAAAUAAACUUGAGAUUGUUUGACUACUCGCAGUUAAGUUGUAUUGAUUCAAUGAGUUUCACGAUGCUGAAAACUCUACAUAUUGAAAAAUCACAAUUCUAUCGAGGUGUAACUUAUCGUGAAAAGCUCGUUUUAUGCUGUCCACACCUUGAAAACUUCUUGUUGAAAAACUGCAACAUGCUUAACCUCAAAGUUAUUGACAUAGAAGCUGUUAAUCUUAAGAAUCUGAAGUUUAUGAACACCAGCAAAUAUCCAUUUCGUGGCGAGCUCAAGAUUUCUGCACCAAAUCUCAGGUGCUUAUCUUAUCUUGGUCCUACUUUGAAGGGAUACUCUUUCCAGAAUUUAUCAUCACUGAACAAAGCUUUAAUUCAUCACUUCACCGAGAGGGUUAACAAUGAAGAGGACGGUUGUUUUUUAUUUUCUCUUGUCUGUGCAUUGUAUAACGCUGAAGUUCUAUAUUUGUCCAGCCACUUCGCGCAGCACCUGUCUCAUCUGACUUAUAAAGAAAGAUGCUUUCCUCCUACAUUCCUUAGAUUGAAGUCCUUGACUCUGAGCAUAGGACUGCGUCGGCGCAAUAUCAAAGGGCUAGUCCACUUGCUCAAGUACUCACCAAUCUUAGAAGCACUUCGUAUUGAUUUUGAGGAGCAAAUGAAAAAUCGGAAACUAGAAGACACCAAUCAAACACAUGAUAUGAAACGGAAACUACAAAAUACCAAAUGGAAACUACGGGAUACCAGACUAAAGGAUACAACACUACUACAGGGGCUUAAGUGUGAAUCUUCAAAGGAGAUGUUGGAACAUAAAGUCACAUGUUUAACCCACCAUCUCAAGAAGGUGGAGAUCAAUAGUUUUGUUUGGAAGAAAAUAGCUUCUAAAUUGGUUAAGUAUUUGCUCAAGAACGGAAAGGUAUUGGAAAAAAUAACUAUUUCUUGCCGGGAUUACGUACUAGGGAACAAAAGGUUCGCAAGGAAGCUAGGAGCAUCCCCAAAUGUUUCUAUAUCAUUUCCCUCUUUUAUGGAGAGAAAACCAUUAUGGUUUGAAGUUGAAGAUGAUGGUUCCGAUGAUGAUUCCGAUGAUGGUUCCGAUGAUGAUUCCGAUGAUGAUUCCGAUGAUAGUAUGGAUGAAACUUAAUGAUUUUGAAGAUAGAAGGUCCUGCCAACUAGUAAUAAUUUAUUGAAAAGGUAAAGAACAGAGGUCAAGAAUUUGAAAUGAAGUCCUGCACCACAGAU
Messenger RNA from Quercus lobata, 1691 nucleotides. Its product is annotated as F-box/LRR-repeat protein At4g14103-like. The transcript has 3 exons. Bases 1 to 1593 code for a protein of 530 amino acids. Gene Ontology annotation, molecular function: protein binding. The record is from RefSeq and is a predicted model, not a curated record. NCBI's taxonomy places the organism in Eukaryota, Viridiplantae, Streptophyta, Magnoliopsida, Fagales, Fagaceae.